CGCCUGCGGAACUUGAGGCCAUGUCCCAUGAAAAGAGUUUCUUGGUGUCUGGGGACAACUACCCUCCCCCCAACCCCGGGUUUCCCGGGGGGCCCCAGCCUCCUAUGCACCCCUACCCGCCCUAUCCUGGCACCCCCUACCCUCAGCCCCCCUUCCAGCCCUCCCCCUACGGUCAGCCAGGGUAUCCUCACGGGCCCAGCCCCUACCCCCAGGGGGGCUACCCUCAGGGUCCUUACCCCCAGGGGGGCUACCCACAGGGCCCCUACCCCCAGGGGGGCUACCCACAGGGGCCGUACCCCCAGAGCCCCUUCCCCCCCAACCCUUAUGGACAGCCACAGCCCUUCCCGGGCCAGGACCCUGACUCACCACAGCACGGCAACUAUCAGGAGGAGGGACCCCCAUCCUACUAUGACAACCAGGACUUCCCUGCCACCAACUGGGACGACAAGAGCAUCCGGCAGGCCUUCAUCCGCAAGGUGUUCCUGGUGCUGACCCUGCAGCUGACGGUCACCCUGUCCACCGUGGCCGUGUUCACGUUUGUCAAGGAGGUGAAGGGCUUUGUCCGAGACAAUGUGUGGACCUACUACGUCUCCUACGCUGUCUUCUUCAUCUCCCUCAUCGUCCUCAGCUGCUGUGGGGACUUCCGGCGAAAGCACCCCUGGAACCUCGUGGCACUGUCCAUUCUGACCGUCAGCCUGUCCUACAUGGUGGGGAUGAUCGCCAGCUUCUACAACACCGAGGCCGUCAUCAUGGCAGUGGGCAUCACCACGGCGGUGUGCUUCACGGUGGUCAUCUUCUCCAUGCAGACGCGCUAUGACUUCACCUCGUGCAUGGGUGUGCUCCUGGUGAGCAUCGUGGUGCUCUUCAUCUUCGCUAUCCUCUGCAUCUUCAUCCGGAACCGCAUCCUGGAGAUCGUGUACGCCUCGCUGGGCGCCUUGCUCUUCACCUGUUUCCUGGCCGUGGACACCCAGCUGCUGCUGGGGAACAAGCAGCUGUCCCUGAGCCCGGAAGAGUACGUGUUCGCGGCUCUGAACCUGUACACGGACAUCAUCAACAUCUUCCUGUACAUCCUCACCAUCAUCGGCCGAGCCAAGGAGUAGCACCGGCCCGAGGUGGGCGUGGCUGGCCGGGACCCCCACCCCUGACGUGACAAUGCCACCUGUGUUUUCUCCUGUUCCCCAGGCACAGCUUGGGCAGACAGAGCCCCUUCCACCCCGUGUUUGUGCACUACAGAUGUGAAUGUGUGGACCCGCCGUGGCCACAGCAUGGCCUCCUUUAGUCCUCCUUCCCCGCCAAGGGGCCGUGGGGGCUGCGUCUCUGUGCCAUCUUUUGUCCCCUCACUGUUGCAUGAGCCCUGUCUGUCAGCCCCCCCGCCUGGGGGCAAAGCCAGCUCCCUGGGGAGAGGGAGUGAGCCAGAGGUGAGGGUGCACGUCUUUCCUCCUGUCCCAGCCCCCAGCCUGGCCUAGAACACCCUUUCCCUCCCCACCCUGGAGCCCUGUCGUCGGGGGACAUGCAGGGUGGGGGUCUCAUUCUGUGCUGAGCUCUGAGAGCAGAGGCUGGCGUGUUUCAGGGAGAAGGAAGCCUUCCUUUCAUGCUGCUGUCAUUAAAAUCCCAAUAAAUGGUACCUUCUGCUCUCUGCUUC
Messenger RNA from Dipodomys spectabilis (banner-tailed kangaroo rat), 1642 nucleotides. RefSeq names its product glutamate ionotropic receptor NMDA type subunit associated protein 1 (gene Grina). NCBI's taxonomy places the organism in Eukaryota, Metazoa, Chordata, Mammalia, Rodentia, Heteromyidae. Gene Ontology annotation, biological process: negative regulation of apoptotic signaling pathway. The record is from RefSeq and is a predicted model, not a curated record. Gene Ontology annotation, cellular component: endoplasmic reticulum; Golgi apparatus; membrane.